CUCAGUUGUCUACGAGUCGCCGAGCUAUUGGGACGGUUUAAUUGGACGGAAUAAGCGGACUUAAUCCGAAACAGUCGCAGUUCGGAUCACUUCCUUAUCAAAACUUGGCGACGUGACUUAAAUUCCAUUGACGUGUGGGCAUUUUGUGAAUCACAACCGCCGGGUGCCUGAGAAAUCCGUGUUCUAGAACAAAGAAAAAAGACUGCAAUGGGUGGCAUCAAGUACGUCUGCCUGCUGGCUCUCAUAAUAGGAGCAUCAUUAUUGACAAUAGGCGAUGCAAAAUCAAGACGGGAUGUCGAUGCAGAGUUAAACAGGAUUCCUGCUGAUAAAUGGUUGCAAUUGGUCAACUCAGCUAUCGAUUCUGUGAAAAGACAAAAGAGCCUGGAGGAAAAUCUGUUGAACUCCGACAUCACUGUUAAGAACGGUAGCCUUUCACACGUCCAACUUCUGGAUACAUUGCCGAACUUGGCCUCAAAACAGGACAGUGAACUCGCUCUGAAGAUCCUGAAGUCCAGCUUGUUCGUUUACAACAGUGAGUGCCUGCCCAAUGGAAUCAACGGAGAUGAGUGUCGCGAUUACCUGGAGCAAAAACCACUUCCCGAGGGCAGUAGUCUCCGGACCGAGUGCGAAACCUUGCUCAGGGGAAACCGGGAGGGUCACCAUGCUUUCAGAAGGCUUCAAGUGAGCAGUCACUACAAGAACGGAUUCUAUGAUAUGUUCCCCAAUUCCGGUGGACACAAUAGUUUGCCGGCAGCGUGGUCCAUUAGUAAGGAUCUCUACGAGCCCGAUAGCAUUCAAACGGCUAAGCAAAUAAGGUUCGAGAGCAACGCAAAUUUGGGACUGGCUCAAUGGGCGCAGUUUGUGGAGCACGAUCUAAGCAAACCCGUAUCACAAUCGAUGAGCAAUGGAGCUCCGAUCGAGUGUUGCAACCGUGACCAGAACAACCUUCAGCCCCGUCACCACCACCCGGCCUGUGCUCCUAUUAUUCACCAGCCCAGUGGGAAAUACGACGUGCCCAGCUGUCUCAAUUAUGUGAGAAGUGCUCUGGCCGUGGCCGAUUGCAAUUUCGGUGGCGCCGAGCAGCUCAACCAGGCCACGGGAUUCUUGGACCUGUCACAACUCUACGGCUUCACUGCGGCGGCAGAAAAUAAGUUGAGGCUCUUUGAGGGUGGUCUAUUAAGGUCAACACCACGGGGAGAGUACGACAAUGCCCUGCUACCCUUGGCCACUGACACCGAAGGACCCUCCUUCUGCGCCAGGGAAAAAAUUGGAGACGGCACCUGCUUUGCGGCUGGAGACUCGCGGGUGAACAGCAACCCCUUCUCGAUACUGAUCUACACGAUCUUCAUGCGCAACCACAACCGACUGGCCAACGAGCUGCGUCUCAAGAAUCGACGUUGGGGCGAUGAAAAGCUCUUCCAGGCAGCCAAGGCAAUAAACGUGGACAUCUACCGUCGAGUAGUGAUCGAUGAGUGGCUGCCGGUAGUGCUCGGCGGCCCUUUAGCCAUUGCUGUUAAGACACAACAAUAUACACGUGCCCUAGAGGUAUCCAAUGAAUUCGGGGUGGCCGCGAUUCGAUUCUACUUGUCCAUGCUGCCCAAUGAGCUCCAAAAUCUGUCCAAGGAUAACGUGGUGCAUGGAACUGAAAGAAACAACGAAUAUGUCCUAGUCACCAAGAAUCUACCGACGACCAACCUAUUUGAGCUCAAAGAAGAAAUCUACAAGCCAAAGCUCGAGUACACGUCGAAGAAGCUAAACGACAUUCUCGAGAGUUUACUCAAUCAGGAGACCAUGAAAAUGGAUUCCGCCUACUCUGGUGGUGUCGUCUGGCACAAGGACACCAAACCCACCCAUGCCGAUAUCCUGGCCUUUGACAUCCAAAGGGGCAGAGAUCACGGUCUGCUGCCGUACCAUAGAUAUGUGGAAUCGUGCACUCUGUCCAGACCCGUAAAUAGUUGGACGGACUUUGAGAGCCUUAUUCCCGAAGAUGUGCUGGAUAAGCUGAAAACGAUCUACAAUAGUUGGUCCGAUGUGGAUCUCAUUGUGGGUGGAAUUUCGGAGAAGCCUGUUUACGGAUCCGUUGGACCCACCUUCAGUUGCAUAAUCGGUGAGCAAUUCGUGCAUGUGCUUAAACAUCACGCACAAAAGACGGACCACAAACACAUUCGAUUAGUGGAGCAAUAUCGGCAUUUGAAUGGAACCAAAUUGCUCUGCCUGAGCUCUGGACUCUUGGCCGUUCCUCAAAAUAUCUUCCAGUUGCCAUCGGCCAGUAAUCGACUGGUCUCUUGUGAAGAUGUCUAGAGGGUGUCAACACACCGCCCCCUUCCACACUUUGCAAACCAAUUUUAGAUUAAGAUCCAAGCCAAAUGAAAUUGUAAAAGUCAAAGCUCAAUAAAUGCCUCAAUAUCUUGAUUCCAA
Messenger RNA from Drosophila elegans, 2418 nucleotides. Its product is annotated as peroxidase. NCBI's taxonomy places the organism in Eukaryota, Metazoa, Arthropoda, Insecta, Diptera, Drosophilidae. Gene Ontology annotation, molecular function: heme binding; peroxidase activity. Gene Ontology annotation, biological process: response to oxidative stress. The transcript is spliced from 11 exons. The coding region runs from base 208 to 2301 and encodes 697 amino acids. The record is from RefSeq and is a predicted model, not a curated record.